GUCGCGAGGAAGUGUCGGCGCCCCGGAGCGGCUGAGGUACCCCCCGCCGAGCGGCGCCGCUGCUGUGCCCGGCGAACCCGGCGAGCGUUCGCUGCGGGAGGAGCUAGCCGCGGGAGACAUACAGGUUACCCAGCGGGUGUCUUUCUCUGGAGUGAUAUUCUGAUCGAGGAAGAACCAUGUCGUGGAUCAAGGAAGGAGAACUGUCACUUUUGGAGUGGUUCUGUGCCAAUAUCAUAAAGGCCGGCCCACUGCCCAAGCAUAUUGCAUUCAUAAUGGAUGGAAACCGUCGCUAUGCCAAGAAGUGCCAGGUGGAGCGGCAGGAGGGCCACUCACAGGGCUUCAACAAGCUUGCUGAGACCCUGCGAUGGUGUUUGAACCUGGGCAUCCUAGAAGUGACUGUCUACGCAUUCAGCAUUGAGAACUUCAAACGUUCCAAGAGUGAAGUUGAUGGGUUACUGGACCUGGCCCGGGAGAAGUUUAGCAACUUGAUGAAAGAACAGGAGAAGUUGGAGAAGUAUGGAGUAUGUAUCCGUGUCUUGGGUGAUCUGCAUUUGUUGCCCUUAGACCUGCAGCAGGCGAUUGCACAAGCUAUACAGACCACGAAAAACUACAACAAGUGUUUCCUGAACGUCUGCUUUGCCUACACAUCCCGUCAUGAGAUCACCAGUGCUGUGAAAGAGAUGGCAUGGGGAGUAGAGCAAGGCCUGCUGGAUCCCAGUGAUGUCUCAGAGUCUCUGCUUGAUAAGUGCCUCUACAGCAACCACUCUCCCAAUCCUGACGUCCUGAUCCGGACCUCUGGAGAAGUGCGGCUCAGUGACUUCUUACUCUGGCAGACCUCCCAUUCCUGCCUAGUGUUCCAACCUGUUCUGUGGCCAGAAUACACAUUUUGGAACCUCUGUGAGGCCAUCCUGCGGUAUCAGAUGAACCAUAGCGCACUUCAGAAGGCAAGAGACUUGUAUGCUGAGGAGCAGAAGAGGCACCAGCUGGAGAGGGACCAGGCUGCAGUGACAGAGCAGCUGCUGCAGGAGGGGCUCCAGGCCAAUGGGGACACCCAGCUCCGACGGACACGCUUGCACAAACUCUCAGCUAGACGGGAAGAGCGAGUCCGGGGCUUCCUGCAAGCCUUGGAACUCAAGCGGGAGGAGUGGUUGGCACUUCUGGGCACUGCAUCAGCCUGAGUAACUCUGGCCACCAGCCACUUUGCCCUGCCUUCUGCCUCCAGGGCCCACUCCCCUUUCCUUUCUUGGUUAAAGGCACCUCCCUGCCUGUCUGGCAGAGAUACCUUUGUACGACCUGAGACAGUGACCCCUGGGGAUUGAGGGUGGGUCAGAAGUAUACUACACCCAAGUCUGGUCACAGUAUGUGUGGAGAACAGGAGACCCCCAACUCAACAGCUGCCUGCCUGUUUUCCUGGAUGAAUUCUUUUUCCACCAGCACAUCCUUCAACAUGCAGAAGAUCUCCCCAAAGCCUAUCCAUUUCAGCCCUCCCCACCUGACUUUCACAAAAGAUUUGGAUCUACUGGUAAAUAGCUAAUAGGCAGCCAUCAUUAUUGGGCAAGGAAGAAGGGGGUGGGAAAGACAGAAAGAAAAUGUGCCCAUCUGCUGCUCCUCCCCUUGGCUCUCCACCUGGGAUUUGCUAUUGAAUCUCUACCCCCUCCCACCAUGCAGUACUGAUUGCUCACUGAAAGGCUCAGCGCCCCCAAUGGCUCAUGGAAGCCAGGCGGGUGAUUACAAUCCAAUUACCUAUUGUUGACUCAGCCCACACAAGCUUUUCUCCCCCUCUUGCAGGGCAUGGGGCCAGGCUCCACUCCCCAGUGAGACUGGCCCCCUUCGUGGUACAGGGUAGCAUAAGGGCCUAUAGCCCUUGGAGUCUCUAAUCCAAUCCAGGCCAAUUUCAUGUGUGGACUGAGCAGAACCAAGCAUUUCACCUAACUCUCCUCUCAGCAACUCAAGAUUCCCAUCUUCUAGGCUUCUGACAGCUCUUUGACCUGGCUCCCUAAGGAGGCCCCAAGACAGUUUAUUCUCAGCAUGGCAGAACUUGUUCCUAGCCCUCUCUGCCUGGGAGGGUCACGGCUAUGCCCCUCUUACCUCCCCCUGCCAGGCCUUACUGUAGAGCGGCUGAGAGGAUUAGUGCCUUUGAAGAGCUGUCUGCUUGAGCAACUGUGCUUCAGGUGCCCCAGAGCUGUAAAUCUAGCCAAGAAUACCAACCAAAUGCUACUGUAGUUCUCGUUUUCCUGUCUAUAAGCCCUUUUCCCAGCGCCUCUCCAGGAGAGGGGUGAGCUCCUGCAAACCAUGCUGAGCAUGUAUCCCUCACUUUCCUAUACAGUGGACCCCCUCCUCCCUUUCUGUAUCUGAGUACCUGGCACUUGAGGACUCCUUGGCCAUCAUUCCUCUCCUCAGAAUCAAGGAUAAAUGCCAGAUAGUGUAACCAAGAAGCCAAUCGAUGCGCCCUUUGCCAAGGCCCCCUACACACCUGGCACUCCCUACUACCAAUCCCUGGCAAAGGGUUCCCGGAGAGCAGGUGCUGUACAUUUUCCAGUUGUACAAUGGGGCUGUUGACAGCUUUAAUUAGGGAGGCAUGAAUUAUGUGGCUAUAAUGCAGAGCCCUACAAUUAAGGCGGGAAUGAGAGACUGAAGACAGCAAACGGAAUCUGCCCUGCAAGCAUGGCUGUUGCGUCCUGUUUCUUAUUGGUCUGAUUUUCCCUUAUGAUUUGGGGUACAGUAGAAAUGAUUAAUAGGACUGGUAUCUCGCUUGGCCUGAGGUCCUAUAUUCUGGGAAAGGUAUACAGGGUGGAGUAGGGAGGAGCUGCCACCAGAGGCACUGUGGGGGCGGAACGAAGGGCCAUUGCUGCCUAAGCUAGGAAUACAAAAUACUCGAUUUGAACUCAUGGUGGUUUCCUUUUCUACCGGUAUGAUCUGUACCCGCUGUCUCAACCCCUGCCUCAUAGAAUCAAGUGAGACCUAUUUAUGUGUAGUCUGGCCUGAUCGCCAACCCCCCCCCCCCGUUGUGUUCUGGGUGUCAAAUAGAAACUGUUAAAUUCUUACAUCUAA
Molecule: messenger RNA, 3051 nt
Organism: Jaculus jaculus (lesser Egyptian jerboa)
Lineage: Eukaryota; Metazoa; Chordata; Mammalia; Rodentia; Dipodidae
Gene: Dhdds
Product: dehydrodolichyl diphosphate synthase subunit
Exons: 9
Coding region: 177-1178 (333 amino acids)
Biological process (GO): polyprenol biosynthetic process
Cellular component (GO): endoplasmic reticulum; dehydrodolichyl diphosphate synthase complex
Molecular function (GO): ditrans,polycis-polyprenyl diphosphate synthase [(2E,6E)-farnesyl diphosphate specific] activity
Source: RefSeq, a predicted model, not a curated record